Messenger RNA from Odontomachus brunneus, 1883 nucleotides. RefSeq lists its product as uncharacterized. The transcript is spliced from 2 exons. Gene Ontology annotation, cellular component: extracellular region. Lineage: Eukaryota; Metazoa; Arthropoda; Insecta; Hymenoptera; Formicidae. The coding region runs from base 387 to 1844 and encodes 485 amino acids. Gene Ontology annotation, molecular function: chitin binding. The record is from RefSeq and is a predicted model, not a curated record.
AACGAACUUCUUGAAGUCCUUCGUCGACGUGGGACUGCUCUGGCCGGAAUUCCAGCCCCAAGCUAACGGAAAAUCAAAGAGUACAUCCUUUAAACAUCUUUUGUUUUAACAGCUUUACUCUCAUCGCGAUUGCGCAACCGAUCUCGCGACAAUUCAAACUUCAUCGCGUAUAAAUCCGCGAAUUUCUCGUUCCAUCGCUUAUUUACCGACGACGAGCGACAUGUGUAACGGACAGGUCAAGUAACUGUACGCUUGAAGGUGCGAAAUGAAUCGCGCUUCCGAGAAGCACGGCUCCUGCGUGUACGCGCGAAAAGUACACAGCAGCGCGAGUCCACGAGACGGAGACGAGCUCGACAAAGACGCAGUCGCACAGCGACAUUCGCGACAUGUGGCUCUCGUCGAUCCUCGUGUGCAGCUUGAUCUUCUUGACGAGCUCAUCGAAAUGCCCGGAGCCGAAGAAACCGCAUCGCACGAGUUGCACGAUUUUCUACAGCUGCGUGAAUCUACCUGACGGUGGCUACGUGUGGGUGCCAUCCAGAUGUACGGACGGCUUGGUGUUCCAGCCGUACCUGCGAGUGUGCGUGGUGCCGGGCGACAUUUGGACGUGCGACACGCUCUCCACCGACUCGAGCCUCGUGACGAAGAGGCACCAAGCCGAGUCGAUAGAUGAGACAGAGUCCAGUUACCUGGGAUACACGCAGGACCCAGCAGAGUUCUCCGAGACGAUCGACUCGUCCUACGUGAUAGAGGACGACACUUCCAACUUGACGACCGAAACGGAGACUCCAUACCCAUUGAUCGAGUUCGAGGAGCAUAAGACGACCACGACGUCGUAUGACGACAGAGGCGUGAGGAACGUGUCGUAUCACAAGGAGGAAAAAUAUUUAUAUGAAUAUAUCAACAAUCGGAGACGAUCAUCGUCAGCCUCGACAGAGAGGUACAAGGACAUCGUGAACGAGCACUACAAGUUGUUGCACGAGCUGAUGAGUCGAUUGCACGUCUACAAAGAACUGUCAGCCGCGAUAUCACCGGGUUCAACGAGCAACAUCACGACUGUAAAUCCUACCGGAACUAUCGCGGUGCUCGCGACGCACGACCGCAAGCAGAACGUGUCGCUGGAUUAUUUAGUGCAAAGCUUCAUGGUCGCGGGCAAUGAAUCACACAAGCCGAGCAGUGAAACGACAGAGAGCUGCGAGACUCAGACAGAGAACGUUACGAUUGCACCGACAAAAAACAGCUUAGAGCUGUUGGUCGACGGUUUGGACGCGGACAACAAUAUAAUAAGAAUCACAGACGGCUUCGGGAACGAGCGAUACCUCACAGUCGACAGGUACAAGGUUCUGGCUCGGCGAUUAAAUCCGCGGUCGGUCAGCGUGCUGACGUGCACGAAGAACGUUCGCUUGGCGAACCGGACCGACUGCAACAAGUACUACAUGUGCGACCCGAAGACGGCCAUAAUAGUAGAGUAUUCGUGCCCGCUCCACACUGCGUUCAACGUCAACUCGCGGAUCUGCGACACGGAGAGCGCGAAGACCUGCAGGGACAACGAACGUGCCACGGACGGGACGACGAUACUCUUCGAGCAGAAGCUCGACGAGGAGCGUGGAGACUCUGUCGAGUCUUCGCACAGCGAAGACUCGACGCAGAAGAAGAAGGAAGAGAAACUGUGCCGCGAGGUCGGUAAGGUAAAGGAUCCGACUUCGGAUUUCCAUUACUACAUCUGUUACAGCGCGUCAAAUUCCGAGGAGAUCAAAUCGAUCCGGAUGAUGUGCCCAAACGCCUUGAUAUUCUGCCGCAGCAAGCGAGUGUGCACGACGAGACGGUUGUGUAUUGCAUCGCGAUGAGCGCGAGACUGACGACCUCCUCGCGUUUAUACCUUGAGU